Schizosaccharomyces octosporus yFS286 is the source of this 738-nucleotide messenger RNA. RefSeq lists its product as uncharacterized. The record is from RefSeq and is a predicted model, not a curated record. The coding region runs from base 176 to 490 and encodes 104 amino acids. The transcript has a single exon. Lineage: Eukaryota; Fungi; Ascomycota; Schizosaccharomycetes; Schizosaccharomycetales; Schizosaccharomycetaceae.
AGUCAAGUACCGACAAAAAACUGUAUAUAAAAUUGCGGGCUAUCCGUUCAUUUUCCCUUCCCCAUUCCUCCUUUUUUUGCUAAUCGGUAGGGCCACUCUAUAGUUUCCAAAUUAAUUUGUUAUUUAAGCACAAAUAGCUGUUUGUUGUUGUUUUUUUUUUUAAUUUUUUGGAAAUAUGAAGUUUUUUAGUGUCGCACUUUUCACCCUUAUGGCUUUCGUUGGUAUGGCCUUUGGUUACCCAAUGUUAGCUAUGCAAGCUUUUGACGACAUCCACUGCAAGGGUAGCAAGAGCUAUGCAAUUUCCGUGAACGACUGCCAAAAGUUCCGUGACGUUUCUUCCAUCAAGUCCUUUGCUGAACGUGGUGUUUGCACUGCCUACGUUUACACAUCUGAUGAUUGCUCUGGUAGCCCCAUCUUGACCCAAAACAUCCAGAAUGGCUGCAACGAUUUGGACGUUUCCUUCUCUGGCUCUUGGGAAUUCCGCUGCUAAAUCUGUCAUUGAAAACAUCCGGGCUAAAGAAGGUUAUUGAACAAAAGUCGUCUCAACGUCGUCUUUCUUCAGCUUUGACUGACGUUUUCAUAUGAAUAAAUUACUCUACAUCUUAAACCAUUUUUUCCUCGUAGAUAGAAAACAGCUAAUAAGCAAAUAGCAAGAAUGGGACUGUAGUAUAGAACUUUUUCGUAUCCUUACUGAAAUUGAGUAACGAACAUAUAAGAGACAUAUAAGAGCGUCCAGAC